AGGAGGAAGAGUGUGAGACUAUGGAAGCUCCGAAGUUAUUGCUGUUGAUUUUGCUGAUUCCUUGCGACUUGUUUAUCGGCAAAUCCCUCGGAGAUGGCGUCACUCAUGAAGAAGCCAAAGAGCUCAGAGAUGAGGUGCGUGAGAUGUUCUACCAUGCAUUUAACGGAUACAUGAACCAUGCUUUUCCACGCGAUGAGUUAAGGCCUUUAUCUUGUGGAGGAGAAGACACACUUGGUGGCUAUGCCUUAACAUUGAUUGACUCAUUGGACACCUUGGCUUUGCUUGGUGACAGAGAGCGCUUUACUGCUUCUGUUGAAUGGAUUGGUAAAAAUCUUCGGUUUGAUAUUAACAAAACAGUAUCUAUCUUUGAGACUACAAUCCGUAUCCUUGGAGGUUUAAUUUCUGCUCAUCUCAUUGCAAGUGACCACAACACGGGCAUGAGGAUUCCCUCUUAUGAUGAUGAGUUGCUUCACUUGGCUGAAGACUUGGCACGGAGAAUGCUGCCUGCAUUUGAUACUCCUACAGGAAUUCCAUUUGGAUCAGUAAAUUUGUUGCAUGGAGUCGAUGAAAAUGAAAGCAAGAUAACAUCAACUGCUGGUGGAGGGACACUGACAUUAGAAUUUGGGAUACUCAGCCGCUUAACUAAUGAUCCCAUUUUUGAGCAAGUUGCAAAGAAUGCAGUUCGAGGAUUAUGGGCUCGCCGGUCAAAGAUCAAUCUAGUUGGUGCUCAUAUAGAUGUUUUUUCGGGUGAAUGGACACAAAAGGAUGCUGGGAUAGGGACGAGUAUAGACUCUUUCUAUGAAUAUCUCCUAAAGGCUUAUUUGCUGUUUGGUGAUGAAGAAUAUCUUUUCAUCUUCCAGGAAGCUUACAAGGCUGCUAUGAAGUAUCUCUUUAAUGAUCCUUGGUAUGUAGAGGUAAAUAUGAAUUCUGCUGCCCUUGUCUGGCCUUUAUUUAACAGCUUACAGGCAUUCUGGCCAGGUCUUCAGGUUCUGGCAGGGGAUAUCGAGCCUGCCAUUAGAACACAUGCUGCCUUCUUCACCGUCUGGAGAAGAUAUGGGUUUACCCCAGAGGGUUUCAAUCUAGCUACGCUCAGUGUUCAACAAGGCCAGAAAAGCUAUCCUCUGCGUCCAGAAUUGAUUGAGAGCACCUAUUGGCUGUACAAAGCUACCAGAGAUCCUAGGUAUCUUGAUGCUGGAAGGGAAAUUCUUGCUAGCUUGCAAUAUGGUGCUCGAUGCACUUGUGGAUAUUGUCAUAUAUCUGAUGUUGAAUUUCACAAACAAGAAGAUCACAUGGAGAGCUUCUUCUUGGCAGAAACUGUUAAAUAUUUGUGGCUUCUUUUUGAUUUAGCUGCUGGUCCAGAUAACCUGGUUGAGAAUGGACCGUACAAGUAUAUCUUCAGCACAGAAGGCCAUUUAUUGCCUGCAACUCCUCAAAUAUCCUUAGUACGUGAGCAUUGUUCAUACUUCGGAGCAUAUUGUAGGAACAGCAAUUUGAGACUCAAAACUCAUUCACCCGAGAGUGCACAAACUAAUUCCAGUGGCUCUCAAACACGACAUGCAGAUUCCAGUUUCUUAUCGCGCUCCAGUUAUCAAAGUUCCUCACCUGUCUAUGGUUUGAAGGUCAGAAAUUUUAUGGGACUCUGUCCAGGUCUAACCUAUGAACAAAGGUUUGGCAUAUCAUUCAUGUCUCCGGUGGAUUCAAGUAGUGAGGAUGAAAAUUCAAGCCAAAGGGAGACAACUGAAGUUCAGAGCCAUUCAGUUGUGCUGAAUUCAAACCCUGAUCCCGAAGUUCCCCUAUCGGGUCCUCAUAAUGAUCAUGACAAUGACCCAGCUCAUGUGCCCCAAGAAGAAAGCCCCUCUUCUAAACAAAAAAGAUGACUGGUGGCAACCUGUAAUGGAUUUUUGCCUUUUCCAGUUUGCUGUCCAUUU
Messenger RNA from Solanum verrucosum, 1928 nucleotides. RefSeq names its product alpha-mannosidase I MNS4. Gene Ontology annotation, biological process: carbohydrate metabolic process; endoplasmic reticulum mannose trimming; mannose trimming involved in glycoprotein ERAD pathway. The coding region runs from base 21 to 1877 and encodes 618 amino acids. The transcript has 17 exons. Gene Ontology annotation, cellular component: endoplasmic reticulum; membrane. Lineage: Eukaryota; Viridiplantae; Streptophyta; Magnoliopsida; Solanales; Solanaceae. The record is from RefSeq and is a predicted model, not a curated record. Gene Ontology annotation, molecular function: calcium ion binding; mannosyl-oligosaccharide 1,2-alpha-mannosidase activity.